Molecule: messenger RNA, 1272 nt
Organism: Yamadazyma tenuis ATCC 10573
Lineage: Eukaryota; Fungi; Ascomycota; Pichiomycetes; Serinales; Debaryomycetaceae
Source: RefSeq, a predicted model, not a curated record
AUGUUUAGCAGUUUUUUACCAGCUUGGGGAUUCCGAGCUACCAAGACCAUAAAUAAAACCGACAAUCCCACCCAACUCACCCAAAAAAAUGGAGAAAAGACUGAUUUGAACGAUAUUGUAAUCGAGCUUCCAAGUCUCUCUACCACCUCCAAAUUGAUUUUACACCCACUUCUUUUCAAUGGAGUGCUCCAGACCAUGUAUUAUGGUAGUUCUGGUGGUCAAGAAGGGUUCAAAGUAUGGUAUGGACGUGAGCUCUUUUCCUAUAAAAAUGGAGGUAUUAGCUCUCUCGAUUGGGUGAUUGAAGAAGAAGCACCCGAAUUAUUCAAGGGAAAGUAUAACGAGACUUUACCCGAGAACUGGCCUCGCUUGUUCCCCAGAACCCGGUUCUUCACAGCUGAAGAACUCGAAAACCUCAAGAAUAAUUCGUCAGAAACCAAGCCUUUGGUAGUGAUUUUACAUGGUUUAGCUGGUGGCUCUCACGAACCACUUGUGAGAAACUUUGCCGAAUUGCUCACCUCUGGUAAAAACAAGGACAAAUUUGAUGUGGUUGUGAGCUUAAGUAGAGGAUGUGGUCGUACUAAGGUCACUAGUGGUCACUUGUUUAAUGCUUUGAGUAGUACUGAUGAUAUCCAUGAAGUUCUCUUGGAAAUGAAGAAUCGAUAUCCUAAUAGACCUAUUUAUGCCGUUGGAUUCUCAUUUGGUGCCUUGACAUUGUUAAACUACUUAGGAACGUAUGCAAAUGAAAGCUCAAAACUUUUAAAAGCAGCUGCAAUUGUUGGAUGUCCUUUCGAUUUAGGAGAAUCUACUCGGUUUAUUGAAUCGUCUUGGAGUGGAGCUUACCUUUUCAAUAAGUCCAUUCUUGCUUUCUUGAACAAAUUAGUCAAAAACAACUUGAAUGAGUUAAACAAGUAUGAACCCGAAUUGUUCAACAAGGAAAACCUUGCAAUCACAAUGGCUGCAAAAGAGACUCGAGUGUUCGACGAAGUUUUCACUUCUAAGAGUGCUGGUCUCAAUACAGCCGACGAAUACUACAAAACCAGCUCCAGUUUGACUUGGAUCCCUCAGGUCAAAGUUCCGUUAUUAUCUAUUUCAUCGUCUGAUGACCCAACAAUAGGAAAGUUCAUUCCAACUGAAUUGCUCAAACAAAAUCCAAACAUCGUCUCGGUCGUCACCGAUUUAGGGGGACACUUGGCUUUUGUGACUCCAUCCAAGCAGUUUUGGAGUGUUCGUGUCAUUGACGAGUUUCUAGAGGCCAUGGAAACCACCUUAUAA